UUUUUUUUUUUAAUUCUUUAAUUAUUUUUUCUUUCUUUUUAUUAUUCAUUCUUCUUUUCUCUUUUUAUUCAUUCUUUCUCUCUUUUUUAUUUUAAUAUAAAAAUAGUGACUAGAAACUAUGCCAGUUAAUGAUGCAAAAUACAUUAAAGAAGUUUGGGCAGAAAAUUUAGAAGAGGAAAUGGCCUAUCUACGUGAUUUAGUUGAAGAUUACCCAUAUUUAGCUAUGGAUACUGAAUUUCCUGGUGUAGUAGCAAGACCUAUUGGCAGUUUCAAGACAUCUACGGAUUAUCAUUAUCAAACAUUAAGAUGUAAUGUGGACAUGUUAAAGAUUAUUCAGUUGGGUGUUACGUUUGCAGAUCAACAUGGUAAUCUACCUACAAACAUUUGUACAUGGCAGUUUAAUUUUAAAUUUAGUCUAGCAGAUGAUAUGUAUGCACAAGAUUCAAUUGAAUUAUUAACAAAGUCAGGAAUUGAUUUCAAAAAACAUGAAGAAUAUGGAAUAGAUGUAGAACAUUUUGGAGAAUUAUUAAUUAGUUCAGGCUUUGUUUUACUAGAUGAUGUGAAAUGGAUAUCUUUUCAUAGUGGAUAUGAUUUUGGAUAUUUAUUAAAAGUACUUACAUGUUCAGUUAUGCCUGCUGAUGAAACAGAAUUUUUUGAAUUACUUCGAACCUAUUUUCCAUGUAUAUAUGAUAUUAAAUAUUUAAUGAAAAGUUGUAAAAAUUUAAAAGGUGGUUUACAAGAUAUUGCAGAUGAUUUACAGGUGGCAAGAAUUGGACCUCAACAUCAAGCAGGUAGUGAUAGCUUAUUAACUUGUACUACAUUUUUUAAAAUGAGACAAAUGUUCUUUGAAGAUAAAAUUGAUGAUCAGAAAUACCUGUAAGGCUUUGUAAAGAAAAGAAAAGAAAAGAGAUAGAUUUAUUCACUCCUAUUUAUUUAUUUAGUGGAUAUUUGUAUGGUUUAAAAUGUAGUCCAAAUACCACAAACAUACAGGCACUUACACAAGCAACGAAUAACUUGACACUAUCGAUAUCCGAUGAAACACAUAAUAAUAAUAAUGCUAUUAAAUUAAAUGGAAAAUAAUAAAAUAAUAAUAAUAAUAAUAAUACUACUACAAUGCUAUAUUAAUAGAAUUAC
Messenger RNA from Cokeromyces recurvatus, 1134 nucleotides. RefSeq names its product ribonuclease H-like domain-containing protein. Lineage: Eukaryota; Fungi; Mucoromycota; Mucoromycetes; Mucorales; Mucoraceae. Gene Ontology annotation, molecular function: poly(A)-specific ribonuclease activity; nucleic acid binding. The record is from RefSeq and is a predicted model, not a curated record. The transcript has 5 exons. Gene Ontology annotation, cellular component: CCR4-NOT core complex; CCR4-NOT complex; P-body. The coding region runs from base 119 to 880 and encodes 253 amino acids.